Messenger RNA from Cannabis sativa, 594 nucleotides. RefSeq lists its product as uncharacterized. NCBI's taxonomy places the organism in Eukaryota, Viridiplantae, Streptophyta, Magnoliopsida, Rosales, Cannabaceae. The transcript has a single exon. Bases 1 to 594 code for a protein of 197 amino acids. The record is from RefSeq and is a predicted model, not a curated record.
AUGUCUAAACCUCACUACGAAGCACGUGGAGAUCUCUAUUCUGUGUCAUGUGUGUCGUUUCAAGCUGAAUCCACAAGUCACGAUUUUAUUUCUUGUCCAAUUGCCCUUGCUUGUUGGCGUAGACUCGGGGUUACUUUUGUUUUUGAUCCUGGUGGGAGUUUUCGCAGCUGGUUGGAACUGCUCUUCCAAUCACUUUCAGAGGAGAUUGUGUGUAGUGUUUCCAUGACUUGUUGGGCAAUAUGGAAGGCAAGAAAUAAAAUUAUUUGGAAGAAGAAAAGCUCAUCUGUUACGGAAAUAAUUGCAUAUGUAAACAAAACUCUUAAUCAAUGGAAAAAAGCUCAAGAUAAAAUCACUUUCAAUUCCUUGUGUCUUGAAAACAAGGGUGAUGGCGCUGAGCUAUGGUCUAAACCUGAAGAAAACUCAAUCAAGAUAAAUGUCGAUGCAACGACCUUCGAACAAGAGAACAAGUGUGGCUUUGACAUUGUUAUUCGUAAUCAUCUUGGCAAUCUUAUAACAGCUCUCUCUGGCUGUUAUGGAGGUAAUUUUACAGCUGAAGUCAUUGAAGUCAUGGCAAUCAAAGAGGCCCUCAGUUGA